AUGCGCAAAUGUCACAACAAAUCUCUGGUAUCAAAACACGUGCGCCGCAUUUCGCUACAAUAUUUCGAAAUUGUACAAGAAAAACCGGACAAAAUGAAUACUAAAGUGAAACUAAAAGAAGUGUACGAGGUCAAACAGCAGUACAAAGCGUUCUACACCGGCGGUACGAUCGUAUGGAAGCCGGAUGCACAGCAAUUCCUCUGCCUAAACAAUGGAACCAUCAGCAUCGUAUCGGUCGACAACCUGCACGAACCGGUCGCACUGGGCGAGCAGGAGACGGACGGUGAAAUAGCGGAAGAUGUUAUCUACACGUUCGCCGUCAGCAACACGGGCAACAGCAUCGUUUCCGGCCACCGGUCCGGGCUGCUCAAGCUGUGGGACGGUGAAAAGCACACGGUACAGAAGAUGUGGAAAACCGUUCACCAGGGACCGAUCUCGCGGCUGGUGUUCAGUCCGACCGACAGUGUGAUCGCGAGCGGUGGGUCCGACUCGACGAUACGCUUAUGGGACCCAACGGAGCAGGUGUGCCUGGGUACGCUGCGCGGCGCGGAAGGAUUGAUCAACGUUAUCGUGUUCCAUCCGGACGCUGACAGCAAGAUCGUGGUGGCGGUCGGUGACGAUACGAAAAUACGCGCCUGGGACUACGAAUCGCGCAAGCAGGUCAAAACGUUCGAGGGGCACUUUUCGCGCGUGACGGGUGUGUCGUUUUCCGAGGACCGAACACACCUCGUCUCGGCGGGGCGGGACAAAAUUCUCAUCCUGUGGAACUUUGAGUCGCAGCAGGGAGUGAAAACGAUUCCCGUGUACGAAACGCUCGAAUCGGUGGUGGUGCUCCCUGCCGGAUUGCGCGUUGGUGGCAUCAAGCUGAAGAAGGGCAAAGUUUACGCGGCGUGCGGUGGCGAGGAGGGACUGAUAAAGGUGUGGGAAAUGACGGGCGCAAAGAUAAUCUUCAAACAGUCGAACAGUCUCGUGGCGAAAGCGGCGGAAGAGGGUGGGCUGGCUAUUACGCACCUGUUCUACAGUGAGCCGCACGGUCGGAUGGCGGUCGUGUCGGCCGACCACAACAUUCUGGUGCACGAUUGCGAAAGCUUCAACUACGUGCACCAGCUGUCUGGGUUUAGCGACGAAAUACUGGACCUGAUUCUGUUCGGCAAGCGCGACCAGCACAUCGCCAUGGCAACGAACAGCAGCGACUUUAAGGUGUACGACGUGAGCACGAUGAACUGCCGGCUGGUGAAGGGCCACACGGACAUUGUGCUGUCGCUGUGUGCAAACGAUCGGUAUUUGCUUUCCUCCUCCAAGGACAACUCGAUCCGCCUGUGGAGCUUUACCGAGGAACCGUUCACGAUCAGCUGCGUUGCGAUCGGGCUGAAGCACACGAACACGGUCGGGUGCGUGACGCUGAGCAGGCAGGGCGGUAAUUUCUGUGCCAGCGUCAGUCAGGACCGUUGCCUGAAGACGUGGAAAAUACCGAAAAAGUUCACCACCGAAGAGGACGGCGAGCUGCCGCGGCUGCAGUGCAGCCUGACCGCAUUGGCCCACGAGAAGGACAUUAACUGUGUGACCAUUUCGCCGAACGAUCGGCUGAUAGCGACGGCUUCGCAGGACAAAACGGCCAAACUGUGGGACGCGAGCGAUCUGAGCGUGGUGGGCGUGUUCCGCGGCCAUACGCGCGGCAUCUGGGCGGUACGGUUUUCCCCGGUCGAUCAGAUACUACUCACCAAUGCGGCCGACUGCACCAUCAAGCUGUGGUCGCUGGAGGACAUGACCUGCCUGAAAACGCUCGAAGGGCACGACAGCUCGGUGCUGCGCGUCGAGUUUCUCACCAACGGUAUGCAGCUGCUGUCGGCGGGUGCGGACGGGCUAGUAAAGCUGUGGUCAAUCAAAACCUCCGACUGUGUGCAAACGCUAGACAAGCACGAUAACCGCGUCUGGGCGCUGUGUGUGACGCGGGAUGAGAGUGUGUUCUACAGCGGUGGCUCCGACUCGCAGCUCAUCCAGUGGCAGGAUGUUACGGAAAGCAAACGUCAGCAGGAGCUGGACCAGCGCAAGGACACGCUGCUACAGGAGCAGGAGCUGAGCAAUCUGUUGAGCGAGCGGAAGCUGCUGAAGGCGCUGCGCCUGUCGCUCAACCUCGACCGGCCGCUCAGCACGCUGAAGAUCGUUAACGAGGUGAUCCGAACGAAGGAGCAAGGCCUGGAGGACACUGUGCGCAAGCUGUCGAACGAUCACAAAGAGCGACUGCUCCGGCACGCGAUCGAGUGGAACACAAACAGCAAAAAUUGCCGGCCGGCUCAGCUGGCGCUGAACGUGCUGCUGCAGGAGACGCUGGCGGGCCGGUUUCAGGUAAGCGAGCUGAACAAACACCUCGAAGCGUCACUUCCGUACACGGAGCGGCACUUUAAGCGACUCACCGAGUACGUAAAGGACCUAAAGUUUGUCGAGUAUUCGCUGCGCUGCAUGCAGCCACACGCGGCUAGGAUGGAUUAAACGUGCACCGAAACAGCGGGUAAAUAAGAAAACAAGAAAUGAACCAUCAAUAAAGAAAAGCGCUAUUCGAAAGAUGGGCGCAUUUUAAACCAUUAA
Molecule: messenger RNA, 2586 nt
Organism: Anopheles gambiae (African malaria mosquito)
Lineage: Eukaryota; Metazoa; Arthropoda; Insecta; Diptera; Culicidae
Product: transducin beta-like protein 3
Exons: 2
Coding region: 1-2490 (829 amino acids)
Biological process (GO): rRNA processing
Cellular component (GO): small-subunit processome
Molecular function (GO): protein binding
Source: RefSeq, a predicted model, not a curated record